AUGAAUGAGACAGAUUCGGGUCCUCCGACGCCCAACAAUGGCGAGCGCAAAGGCAAGUCCGCCAUGGGCGAGGCACUCUCCAAGACACCCAUCCGCAAGGACUCGUUUGAUAGAUUGGAUGGCUUCCCUGCGACACUCGAUUCCACCCCUCGACGCUUCUCAACAGGCGCCGCGAGAGUUCCCAUGCCCACACCGCACGUCAUGGCCGCACAGGCGGCUGCAGAGGAGGUAUUGGAAGAGAGACGGUCGAGGACACCUCGAGAACAUCAAGAGCUCAGCGCUGCAAUAUCACGAUUCCAGAUCUGCUCCGAUACCCCCUCCAUCGCGCGACUGGCGGCGCUGACGAGUCCUUGUUAUUUCCACAAGCGGUUUGGGGACGCGGUGGAUAUUCAGAAGGUGUUGGAGGAGAUCAAGUGCGAUGAUGAGUUGUCUCAUAGUCGGUUGAUGCAGACUGCGGCUUCUGUGAGGGAGGUUUCGAGACAAUUGCAGAGGAGACCGUUGCGACGGGCUGUGCGCAAUGUCAUGAUCAUCACCAAGGCGCGGGACAACAACUUGGUUACUUUGACGAGGGAGUUGGCGGAGUUCUUGUUGGAGACGCCGAGAUAUGGGAAAGACGUGGGUGUGCAUGUCUGGGUGGAUUCGAAGUUGCGACGAUCGAAGCGGUUCGACUAUGACUCGCUGAUGGCGCAAGAUGAGACUUUCAAGGACAUGCUGCAUUUCUGGACACCUGCGCUAUGCUUGGAACGACCUGAGCUAUUUGAUCUGGUCAUUACGCUUGGAGGUGAUGGUACAGUCCUUUAUACUUCGUGGCUGUUCCAGCGGAUUGUUCCUCCUGUGCUGGCCUUUUCCCUGGGAUCACUUGGAUUUCUCACCAACUUCGACUUCUCGAUGUACAAGGAACAACUGAAUCGGAUUAUGGGCGAUCAAGGCAUGCGUGUCAACAUGCGAAUGCGGUUUACGUGUACAGUGUAUCGAUCCGCAGCUUCAUCAGUCGCAGCAUCCUCAGCAUCCUCAGCAAGCGUAUCAACAACGACCAGCCAAUACGGAGGCGACGGACAAUCCAGCAAGAUUGAAGGCGAAACUCACGAGGUGUUGAACGAGCUGGUUAUCGACCGUGGUCCAAGUUCAUACAUUUCAAGUCUGGAUCUCUACGCCAACGACAGCUUACUCACGCGAAUCAGCGCCGAUGGCAUUAUUCUUAGCACACCUACGGGAAGCACGGCAUACUCGUUGAGUGCGGGUGGGAGCCUGGUGCAUCCUGACAUUCCUGCCAUCUUGCUCACCCCGAUCUGUCCACAUACAUUGUCAUUUAGACCGAUGCUGUUGAACGAUGACAUGGCACUGAAAGUUGCGAUACCAUCGACUGGACGUGGCGGUGCGUUUGUGUCGUUUGACGGCAAAGGUCGAGUGGAACUUGGUCGUGGGGAUGAAGUCGUCGUGCGAGCUUCGCAAUACCCUUUCCCGACCGUAAUGGGUCAACCUCUGGAAUGGUUCGACAGUAUAUCUAGGACUCUCCGGUGGAACACCCGCGCCGCCGAGCAGAAGGACUGGGCUGGUGGGGCGGCUGGCCACGGCGAUGGUGAUGGAGCUGACAUGGUGGAGAAUGAGGAACGAGAGAAAGGAUCACGAAGGAAGGAGCCCGAGUUCGAUAUUGAUUUUGAAGACGAUGAUGACCUCCCCUCAUCGACCAAGGACAGUGGGUAUGGCAACUCAGAGGCAGGAAAUGGGUCUGAGAAGCGGUGGAGCUAA
This is a messenger RNA of Zasmidium cellare ATCC 36951, 1749 nucleotides long. RefSeq lists its product as uncharacterized. Gene Ontology annotation, molecular function: NAD+ kinase activity. The coding region runs from base 1 to 1749 and encodes 582 amino acids. The transcript has a single exon. The record is from RefSeq and is a predicted model, not a curated record. Lineage: Eukaryota; Fungi; Ascomycota; Dothideomycetes; Mycosphaerellales; Mycosphaerellaceae. Gene Ontology annotation, biological process: NADP+ biosynthetic process; NAD+ metabolic process.